This is a messenger RNA of Triticum dicoccoides, 1934 nucleotides long. RefSeq lists its product as uncharacterized. The record is from RefSeq and is a predicted model, not a curated record. The transcript is spliced from 9 exons. The coding region runs from base 1036 to 1653 and encodes 205 amino acids. NCBI's taxonomy places the organism in Eukaryota, Viridiplantae, Streptophyta, Magnoliopsida, Poales, Poaceae. Gene Ontology annotation, biological process: transcription initiation at RNA polymerase II promoter. Gene Ontology annotation, cellular component: transcription factor TFIIA complex.
CUCGCUCACCUCUCGUCCCUCUCCCACCACCCUCCCUCUCUCCCUCCCCGAUCCAGAUCGCCGCCGCCUCCCCCUCUCUGUCUCCCCGAUCCAGAUCGGCCGCCUCUCUUCCCUUCCUUCUGCCGCUUCCCUCUCUCUCUUCCCGUCGCCGGCGGUGGCGCCCUCCUUCCCUCACGCUGCACCUGAACCUCCCUCCACCGCCUCUAGGGUUCCUCUCCCUGAUCCCCAACCCACUAGCGCUCUACUCCUCCCUUGCUGCUGCCACCUCCGGCGCUCGAUCCUGGCGACCUCAGGCGGGAAUCGAAGACCCCUGUCCGACGAGAUCCGGCGCGCGCAGCGAGAUGCAUCUGCCUCUCCCUCGGUCCCCUUCCCACUCCCUACCACCACUCAUCCAUGGCUCCCUCACAAGAAGUCGCUGUCGCCGCCGCCACCAAGGAGCCAUCCAACAACGGCAAUGGCACGGCCGCCGCCCCCAAGACCAAGACGUCGGCCCUGAACGAGGGGAUCCUGUCCUCGAUCACGUGCCAGUCGGUGGCGGCGCACCCGUGGCACGACCAAACAAUCUACACAGUCCUGUCCUCGGCUUCGAGCAGCGCUGCCUCGCCAACACCAGAGGUGAUUCAUCCUCGACCCCAAGAAGCACAUCGACGUCGUCGUCGCAGUCCUCUCCCGCUUCCUCGACCCCAAGAAGCUCGCCAGCCUCACCGAUUACUGCAACGACCACAUCUACAUCUCCGAGUUCCUUGGCUUGACUACAGGAGGGACCCUAUCCAUCAUCCGAUUCUGAUUGACGACUUCACCUCGUCGAUCGAGAUUCCAUUCGAGACUUGUGGUUUCAGACUUUCAGUUCAGUUUGGUCAGAUAUAUCUCCUGCCAUGCUCUUCUAUUUGUGCUUAAUUGAUUCCUGGACGGUCGUGGCUAUCUAUCUUAGCCCCAUCUAUCAAGGACAAGAAGAACGAGAACAGGCGACUUCCUGCCUUCAGAAGAUGCCUAUGAGGCCAUCCAGCACUCCAUGGAUCAGGGGUGAGGGGAGGGAUGGCGGAGGCGUUCGACAUGUACCGGCAGUCGGUGAUCGGCGUGGCCCUCAUCGAGACGCUAGAUGAGAUGUGUCUCAUCCAAUGUAUGUGUGCAGGUCGGCGCCUGCAGGGUGGUCGCCGAGGACGCCUUCAACUGCAUCCACAGGGGCCAGAAUGGGGCGUUGGAGAAGCUGCCGGCCGGCAGAUCUGUGUGAAAGCCACCAUUGAGAGGUACAAAAAGGCCAACAGUGACACAUCCAACUCUCGCAAAGUUGCAGAAGUCAAUGCCCAGUUUGCUAUGUUAGGAGACCCUGGUGUGCUAUAUGGAGAAGCAAAGCAGCAACCCACAACCCGACCUGUGACUCCAGAUGAAGGCACCACGACGCACCAUGAUUAUCCCUUGGAACGUCAGCUCUUGGACAGUAACUUCCUCUCAAUUUGUGCUCUGCUUGAUAUCAAUUCCUUGUAUGGCUACUGCAUUGAUGCAAGUUGUAAUGUGCAGGGCUUGCGAGUUUGCACCCCGCCAUCUGGACGGAAAAAGGAGGGGGCAUCAUCCACACCGUGGAGUUGGUUGAGCCUUGAGUGCGACCUGGAGAAGCAGGGCAUCGUCUGGGGUCAUCUCUUGCUUGUGAUGUGAUGCUGGCGUUUUAUGUUUGGUCGCGAGCAUAAAGACGAAGAAGUCGGAAGAAGCAUAGUUCAAGCUCAUUGGAGCUAGUUCAAGGAGUAAUGAAGCCCUUCAUGCUGAUCGUAUUGGAGCAAAUUGAAGCACGAACUUGGCUCAUGUGACAUAUUGUACACCUGUAGAGCUUGUUAUACUGUGAUGACAUUUGUAUGUUUGUUGAUGUAACAGAUUGUUGCUUCUUGUUAUGAAGUAUUACACAUGUUUUCUGUCUAUUUUGAUUCAAAUAUUGGUUGUUU